Messenger RNA from Microthlaspi erraticum, 825 nucleotides. Lineage: Eukaryota; Viridiplantae; Streptophyta; Magnoliopsida; Brassicales; Brassicaceae. The record is from the annotation of a GenBank genome assembly.
AUGUCGAGUUCCAUGGAGUGUUCGGAUUUCGCCGCUGGCCGGAGCUUUUCUAGGAAGCCGAGCUUCUCGCUGACGUGUAGCCGAUUGAGUCAGUAUCUGAAGGAGAACGGCAGCUUUGGAGAUCUGAGCUUAGGGAUGCCAUGCAAGCCUGAGGUCAACGGGAAUUUUGGCAGCUCACGUCAGCCAACAACAACCAUGAGUUUAUUCCCUUGCGAAGCUUCAAACAUGGAUUCCAUGGCGGCUGGUCAAGAUGUUAAACCGAAGAACUUGUUUCCUCCGCAAUCAAGCUUUUCUUCCUCAUCUUCCUCUCUCCCCAAGGAAGAUGUCCUGAAAACGACACAGACUAGAUCUGUGAAGCCAGAGCCACAAACUGCACCGUUGACAAUAUUCUACGGCGGGCAAGUGAUUGUGUUCAAUGACUUCUCUGCUGAGAAAGCCAAAGAAUUGAUGAACUUGGCCAGCAAAGGAGCAGCUAAUAGCUUCACCGGUUUCACAUCUAAUGUCAACAGCAACAUCCAAAGUGUUUACACUCCUAACAUAGCCAAGAACCAAACCGAGAUCAGAAGCAACAUCACUUCAAUCCCAAACCAAGUUCCUCAUCUCAUGAAAACCGCAACACAAGACCCACUCCAAUCCUCUUCAACUGCAAUGGCAUGCGAGCUUCCUAUUGCUAGAAGAGCUUCGCUCCACCGGUUCUUGGCGAAGAGAAAGGACAGGGUUACGUCAAAGGCACCAUACCAACUAUGCGAUCCUGCCAAAGCGUCUUCAAAGGCUCAAUCCGGAGACAACAAGACCUCUUGGCUCGGUUUAGCAGCUGAAAUAUGA